Molecule: messenger RNA, 720 nt
Organism: Cryptosporidium ubiquitum
Lineage: Eukaryota; Apicomplexa; Conoidasida; Eucoccidiorida; Cryptosporidiidae
Exons: 3
Coding region: 1-720 (239 amino acids)
Molecular function (GO): protein binding
Source: RefSeq, a predicted model, not a curated record
AUGGAGAGAAAUAAGUUUUUUGCUGCAAUUAGCUUUGAGGACGAAUCUCUCGCUAGGAGCAUUUUUGAAUCAAUCUCUGAAGCUCAAGUAAAUAUUUGUGAUGAUGAUGAAAGAACACUUUUACAUAAUGCGGUAUCUAAAAAUAAAUUAUUUAUUGUGGAAUUUCUUAUUAGUAAAGGUGCUAAUGUAAACACCUCAGACGAUAAUAUGUGGUCGCCACUUCACUCUUGCUGUUCAAGUGGCUAUUUUGAAAUAGCGAAGUUACUUCUUGAAAGUGGAGCAGACUGUAAAGCUAGAACAAGCUCAGGAUGCACUCCACUUCACUAUGCAGCUUCAAAGGGCCAUGAUGAUAUUGUGAAGCUUAUAAUAACGAAAGAUAAAUCAGUGAUAGAUAUUCAAGAUAUAUAUGGAAGGACUGCAAUAUUUAUGAGCGCAUGUUCUGGAAGACAGGAAUGUUUUGAUCUUUUGUUUCAAGCAAAUGCAGACCUAAGUCUGAAAGAAGAGGCCACUGGAGAUACAAUCCUUCACGCCGCAAUAAAUGGUUAUCACGAAGAAAUUGCACAUAAAAUCGCCUCAAAGAAUCCGGAGAUGCUUAUGGUAAAGAACAAAGAUGGCAAAAUACCACUAGAUCUAUCAUCUAAGGAAUUUACUGAAGAACUAUUCGAAAUUAUUAAGAAAAAUUUUGACCCAAACAGUAUAGAAGAACUACUUUCCAAAUAG